UUUUUUUUAUGAAAAUGAACAAGGGCACGUUGUUGAUGAGAAGCUGUUCGCUAUUGAAACAAUAAGUUCUCGUACUCAGUUCCUAAUGUAUAAACCUUCGGAAAAGACCUAACCCUGUAAUUCAUCCAGUAAUGGAUAAGAGGAGUAGUGAAGAUAUUGAUAUGGAGCUAUGCAAUAAACGACGCUAUUUUUUUGCAUUUAUUUUUCAACAAAUGCUUGAAAGCUUCUGCUGCUGCUGCAAGGCAAUUAGAUAUUCAUAUCCGAGCAGUACAGAGAUGGGUCAAACGUUAUUACGAGGACCCAAUAGACAGAUAUUAUAG
Messenger RNA from Cokeromyces recurvatus, 320 nucleotides. RefSeq lists its product as uncharacterized. The transcript is spliced from 2 exons. The record is from RefSeq and is a predicted model, not a curated record. Lineage: Eukaryota; Fungi; Mucoromycota; Mucoromycetes; Mucorales; Mucoraceae. The coding region runs from base 132 to 320 and encodes 62 amino acids.